This is a messenger RNA of Castor canadensis (American beaver), 498 nucleotides long. RefSeq names its product ribosomal protein L35 (gene Rpl35). The record is from RefSeq and is a predicted model, not a curated record. Gene Ontology annotation, biological process: maturation of LSU-rRNA from tricistronic rRNA transcript (SSU-rRNA, 5.8S rRNA, LSU-rRNA); translation. Gene Ontology annotation, molecular function: structural constituent of ribosome; mRNA binding. Lineage: Eukaryota; Metazoa; Chordata; Mammalia; Rodentia; Castoridae. Gene Ontology annotation, cellular component: ribosome; cytosolic large ribosomal subunit.
GUCGUCACCCGGCAGUAGUUGCAGGGUUGAGGCCCGCCCCUUCCUCUUCCCCUCGGACCAGGCAGUGGUGGCGCGGAGGCUGGUGCGGCUAUGGCUAAGAUCAAGGCUCGGGACCUUCGCGGCAAGAAGAAAGAGGAGCUGCUGAAACAGCUGGACGACCUGAAGGUGGAGCUGUCCCAGCUGCGCGUCGCCAAAGUGACAGGCGGCGCGGCGUCCAAGCUCUCCAAGAUCCGAGUUGUCCGCAAAUCCAUCGCCCGAGUUCUCACAGUCAUUAAUCAGACUCAGAAAGAAAACCUCAGGAAAUUUUACAAGGGCAAGAAGUACAAGCCCCUAGACUUGCGGCCCAAGAAGACUCGAGCCAUGCGCCGCCAGCUCAACAGGCACGAGGAGAGGCUGAAAACCAAGAAGCAGCAGCGGAAGGAGCGGCUGUACCCUCUGCGCAAGUUUGCAGUCAAGGCCUGAGCAGCGUCACGACAAUAAAAACCGAAACUGGCUUGA